Molecule: messenger RNA, 8247 nt
Organism: Apis cerana (Asiatic honeybee)
Lineage: Eukaryota; Metazoa; Arthropoda; Insecta; Hymenoptera; Apidae
Product: tyrosine-protein kinase Drl
Biological process (GO): positive regulation of phosphatidylinositol 3-kinase/protein kinase B signal transduction; protein phosphorylation; cell surface receptor protein tyrosine kinase signaling pathway
Cellular component (GO): plasma membrane; signaling receptor complex
Molecular function (GO): protein tyrosine kinase activity; ATP binding
Source: RefSeq, a predicted model, not a curated record
CUCUUUUAAACGAGCUCACUCCCGGAUCACGCCCGUGCAAACACACGAAACGGGAAAGUAACGAGAUCGUAACGUUUCGUUUCCAGAGAUUGUCUUUCUCUCGCUCGAAAGGGAGACGAAAGGAAACCCCUCCCGUGGAAACGGAGUUUACAGACGCGAGAUUAAUUCCGGGGUGGGGGACUUUUUCUCCUCCCUUCCCCCAAAACAGUUCGAAUUUCCCCUCAUAAUCGAGCGUAUCGCCCCUAUUGGCCAAGAUAUGUUUCCUUUCUGGGAGAUGUUGCGUUCUUAAUGUGUUUACCUUGCCUCCUCCUGACCUUGCUCUCUCCUUCCCCUGCUUUUCGAACGCACGCCCAAACACACCAGCUCGCGCUUCUGCAGUGGAAAUGGAUGCUCGCUCUCACGUCACGAGAAAUAAAUUUCUUCUUUUUUUGUUUUCGUGUGUAGGAGGAGGGGGAAAUAUACGUUGCGUUUUAGAAUUCGUGAAGAUCGAACCAAGUGGAAGUGUUUUCUUAAAUUGUUCUUGGAAUUAAUCAUGAGAUUAAUUAUUAAUUAUUAUAGAUAUUGUAGAAAGAGGGUCACGCGUUUUUGAUCAUGAUUGUGAAGAUAAUAAAGGUUUAGAAAAAAAAGGUUUACGCAGAAGAAGGCAAAGGGAUUUUUAUACACGCGAAUUGAAUUGCAAAGCGAUAGUGUAUUGAAUAUUGUAUAUUUAGAGAGCAUCGAAAGGAGGGAAGGACGUUUUGAUAUUUAUUCGACUUUGCGACGCUUUCGAAGAUACGUUUAAAUUUUUAAAUAAGAAACGCGUUGUGAGGUAAAUCGUAAAUACGGCGUGCUAGUAGUUGCUUGAUAGUAGAAGCUUUGGUUAAAAUUCGAAUGAUAUUUCCUAUUAAAUAUUACAGGUUUGGAGUAUCUAAAAUAUGUAUUUUGUGAAGUAUCGAAGGGCACGUUUCCGAUUAAUAUUUCCUGUCAAUCAAUAUCGAGUUUAGAGAUAAUUUCGUGGAGCAUCGAGGGUGAACGAUAUAUGAAAAUUACGUUUAAAUUUUUAAAUAAGAAACUUAUCAAUCAUACAGUGAGCUUAGCUAGAAUUUAAACAAUAAUAUUUCCUAUCAAAUAUUAUAAAUUUAUAGACAAUUUUUUAAAGUAUCGAGGGGCACGAUAUUUAUUCGACUUUACAUUAAAUGCUUAUGAAGAUUAAAUAAGAAACUGAUAACUCACAAUACCGCGUAAAACUAUAAAAUAAUAACAUCUUCUGCAAAACGUCACAAAUUUUCCAUUACGAUUUUAAUAACUUGGAUAACUAUUUUCACAUUUUACAUCGUAUUAAAACGUAUACUUUCGUAUAGAAGAAUACAGAAUAUAAACAGAAUCCUGGCGUUACAACAACCCGUUUUAUUCUCCAGAAUUCUAUCGUCAAAUCGACUAUUCACGCAUUCGAAAGAAACCGAAACCGACGUUACUUUUCCCACCGACUCGAUAUCUCUCUCCCCUCCUUCUCCAACUCCUCUCUCUCUCUCGGAUUACGAUCCGCGAAUCUCGAGCGAAAGAGUGUCUCUUCUCUCUCGUUCUCUCUUUUUCCCUAUCGUUCCCUCUCCUUCUCUCUCUCAUUCCUUCUCGUUCUUUCUCGGUCCUUCUCGUUCUUUCUCGGUCCUUUUCGUUCUUUCUCGUUCUCUCUCAUUCCUUCUCGUUCUUUCUCGGUCCUUCUCGUUCUUUCUCGCUCCUUCUCGUUCUCUCUCGGUCCUUCUCGUUCUCUCUCGUUCCUUCUCGUUAUCUCUCGUUGUCUCUCGUUCCCUCUCGUACUUUCUCGCUCCUUCUCGUUCUUUCUCGUUAUCUCUCGUUGUCUCUCGUUCCCUCUCGUUCUCUCGAAAUCUCUAGGACAGUUACGCCACGAUCUGAAUUUCCUCGGGGCGAUCUGUGCGCCGCAUCCGUCUGCCUUCACGUAUGACUACGCAAUUCGAUAUCACGCCCGCGACAACCUCCUUCGAAAUACCUCCUCCUCCUCCUCCUCUUGCAUUCGUGUGGAGAAGCACGAAGGGGAAGAGAGAUAAGGCGAGCUUUAAGGGUUGGAAAAUAUUCAGGAUAUAUGUGUGUGUAGAUAUGUAGGUGUUUGCAGAAGUUGAAGAAGGAUCGUGAAAUCUGGUCGAGGCGCGAACCACGAGUCCCGAAAUGGACUGUCUUUCUCGCGGAAUAUGAAUUUCUAUGAACGCUUCGCGUUAUCGGAUAUCUCCUCCUCUCUUCCCUCCUCCUCCCAUGAGAGUAAUUUUAAGCAGUUUAAGCGGGGAGGGAAGGAUUUACGAGGAGAAACGAUUUAUGUCGAGAUUAUGGCAAGAAUGGUCUCGGUGUAAAUCUCUUACACGUCGUUCUAUUGGAUUGAAAUUUCCAAAUUUCGAGUUUUGGGGAUCGAUCGUUCGGUUGUCUUUCUUUCUUUCCUUCUUUCUUUAAGCUCUUUUCGAGCUUAAGAAAGUUGUUCAAAGUCGAUGGAGGAGGAAGAUAUUUUUAAUUUGUAAUCGAAGAAGAUAUCGAGACGCGAUAUUUCGAGGAUCUCCGUUUGAGGAAUAGUUGAUAAAGUUUGAAAGUCGAUACUUUUUCUUUCUUCUUAAGUUUCAAGAAUAAUCGACUCUUUAUCUUCGAUUUUUUAUCGUAGAAAAUUUUAGAACGACUCUCUGUAUUUUUUCGAUUGAAACGAACAUAAUGCUCGUCAUCGAAGUUUUAUGCAAAAUUUGAUGUUUCGAAGCUACAAUAAAAACAAGAAUUUCGUGCAACGAGGAGGAUAAAACUGGAAAGGAUAUUUUGAAAAUAUCGAAGGGCUGAAGGCCGAGUUGUACUACGUGAGGGAAGGAGUGGUUAACACGUACGCAAUGAACUUCGUCGUUCCGGUCCCGGCCAACAUCGCCGAUCUCGAGUUCUCCUGGCAGAGCCUCGCCGGACACCCGGUACGUACGUACUUGCCGUACUCGAUGGAGUUGGAUUACGACGUGGUAGGUGUUCCAGGGGCUGUCGGCCCCGGGAUGAUGGCGCUGCUCCCGCCCAGGGUGAACGUCUCGGCCAGGGGAGAGGUGCCCGUCGCGUUGCAGGUGUUCAGGAUCAGGCUGCCCUGCUCGGGCCUUGCCAGCGCCGAGAUCCCGUUGGCGUUGAGGCUCAACGUCACCGCACCCCCCGGCACCAAAUACAACGACACCGUCCUCGCGUUCAAGAGGAACAAGAUUUGCUUCAAAGGAGUGCAAGCGCCUCCGAGGAACGAUUCGGUACGUUUGGAGCCAGGACCUCUGAGCGGCGCUGGAGCGCUGUACGUCGCCGCGACAUGUGCGUGCGCCUUGAUACUGGUGGUGGGGAGCGUGGCGAGCGCCCUGUACAUUCGCAACAGCAAGGCUCGAAUACAAGAGUCGCAGAAAACGCUGCCCUGCUGCAGCUACUCGGCGGCAGAAACUGGCGGCCUCGCGAGAAGUUCCGUCCUGGUCAGAGUCGACCCACGGCCCGGCAGCGCCAAUUCCGGGAGCUACGCGACCAUCGCCGAUCUGGAGCCGUUAUACGCGAGGCCGUGCGGCUCCAGGGCGAGUUACUACGCCUCCAGCCACGUCACGCAUCUGAGCCAGUCGACCGAUCCUUGCGAGAAGGCGAGAGCACUCGCCGUGUCGAGGUCUGCCCUCUACUGUCGCAAUCUCGUGCAGGAGGGCACCUUCGGUCGGGUCUACAAAGGCACGUUGGAACUGGCCGGAAGGGAGCAAGAAGUCAUCAUAAAGACAGUCACAGAAGUGGCAUCGGCUUAUCAAGCCUCUUUGCUGGUGGUCGAGGGGUCGCAAUUGGCAGGACUGGUGCACUCGAACAUAGCUUCGCUCGCUGCCGCAUGCCUGGACAGUUCUUGCCCUUUAUUGGCGUACACGAGCACGCCGGGCGAGUUGAAUCUGAAGCUCUACCUUACCGAUGGAAACCACCAUCCCGGGACAAGGGAUUUGGUGCACGUUGGUGCACAGGUUGCCAGAGCAGGGGCAUUCUUGCACGGUCGAGGCCUCCUGCACAGGGAUAUCGCUGCCAGAAAUUGUUUGAUCGAGCCAAGCAGUCUUCGUGUCCGAUUAGCCGAUACGGCUUUGGCGCGAGAUCUCUUCCCUCAGGACUACCAUUGUCUCGGUGAUAACGAGAACAGACCCAUUCGUUGGAUGGCCUUGGAGACCCUCCAGCACAAUCAGUACAGCACUGCGACAGACGUGUGGUCGUUCGGCGUGUUCCUGUGGGAAUUGGCGACGAUGGGCCAGCAACCGUACGUCGAGGUUGACCCGUUCGAAAUGAUGGCGUGCCUUCGAGACGGUUACCGACUGGCCCAGCCGAGGCCCUGCCCCGACGAAUUCUUCGCCGUGAUGGCCGUCUGUUGGUUAGGUCUGUCCAGGGACCGGCCGACCAUGCCUCAACUCCUCGCCUAUCUUCAAGACUUUCACGACGCCCUCGGCGGUUUCGUUUAAAAAAAUAUAACUCGACUCGUGUUGUUCCCAACCAACCACAGUUCCUUCGAAACACACACACACACGCAUAUACACACGCACAGUCGCGUUCUUCUUCUGAAAGAAACGAGAGAUUCGAUGAUAUAAAUCUUUGAAAGUGCAUAUAUAACGUACGUUCAAAUGGUGGUGGUACGGUGGUUUCAAAAAGACGGAAGGAUGGAAGAGAGGCGAAAAUCACUGCCCAUUUGCGAUUAUCGAUUCGUCAAGCGACGGUUUGUUAUUAUUAGGUGAUAUACUCGAUUGCUGUUCCCUUGUUGCGCCACUGUAUCGUGGAAGGGCCGCGCAUUUUGUUUUCGAAAUUUCUCUUUUUUCUCUUUUUUCCUUUUCGAAAAACACGCGGAUUUAAAAAUGAUUCGCUGGUGGACAACGUGUGUAGAUGUAGAUAGAUAGAUAGAUAGAUAGAUAGAUAGGUAGGUAGAUAGAUAGAUAGAAUCGCGACCCUCCCUCCGUGAUCCGACGAUGAAAACAUCGACGCGCGUGUAAUAUAUCCGUCCAUAGCAGUUAAAAAAAAAAAAAAAAAAAAAAAAAAAAAAACCCGAAGCGCACGAUAUUCCUUUUCCCUUGUUUUUGUUUUUGUUGUGUUUCCUUUUCCGCGAAACAUCCGCGGGAGCGGAUGAAAACCGCGUACGAGGGCACCUGUGAACCUGCAACCGGUGCCGCGGCGCGCGCAGUCUUUCACAGCCACGCUGCUGAACCAUGCUUGCUGCAUGCAUGCGAACUUUAUUCUCGAAACUUCUCGCUUCUCUCUCUCUCUUCUAAAUAUGCGUGUAUCGUUCCAUCUCUCCGUACGGUUUUACAGUUAACGGAAAAAAAAGAAAAAGAAUCUCAAUUUACGCGAUGAUCACUUUUUCGAAUUCGAUUAUUAACGAGAGCAACGAUCAAAAAAAAGAAUUUUGUCCGCAGUCGAAAAAUUUUGAGACAAAAGGGAGGGGGGAAAACUACUAUUUUUCUAAACUUUAAGGUCGCGUCAAUAUUUUGACAUUGAUUACAUUUAUUAGAACGUUGUUUAGUCCUGCGAAAAGAAGAAGGAAAAAAAGGAAACAAAAUUUUUCACGUUUUUUUUUCUCUCUUUAAUAUCCGUUUUGCAAAAGUACAUUUGGGAUAUCGGUCGAUGGUGUAAGAGAUCACGAUGUUAUAUUACGUAAGAAUGUACUUUUUACGUAUAUAUCGAGAAUAAGAAAAAUUCUCGAGCAGAGCGUUAGAGUUUUAUUAGGCGGGUUCGCGGAGUGAAAUUAUCUAUGCGGUUAUCUACAGUGUGUGUUAUACACCGGUGUAUAUAGGUGGCGUUAACCUGGAAAAAAAAUAUUUGCUUGCAACCAUUUUAUAAAUAAUGCAUUAAGUUCGAAAAAGGGGAAAGUACGAAGCGAGAGGGGAGAUGGCGAACAGUGGCGAAGAAAAUAGAUCGCCUCCUUGCUGUUCGACGAGAAAUUCUCGAGGAAUAUCAUCGAAACGAAAAAGGAAAAAAAACUUUCUCAUCUAUUUUAGAAUUUCGUAUAAAAUUCUCCGGGCACAAGAUCAUUCUCCAAGAUUAAUUAUUAUCACGUGAAAUUAGCGUCGAGACGUAAAUCUCGAGGAAUCGAUAUCGCGAAUGUAUUCCGCGCAAAAAUUUAAGAGACUUGUUCGACGGAAGAAUUGCAGUGACCGACGUUACUAACGCAGUUUCGAGGUUAUGUUUAUGCGCGCCGUUGUCAACGAGACGAUUUGUCCAAACGAGAGGAAAAGUUUCAACAUUUCUACAAUUUCCGGUUCACGUUCACAGUUCCCUCCGCUCUCGCAUUAUAUCUUCACACUCUCUGAAACACUCUUUGAUACGCGUGGCAUCAAUAACGACGAAAGUAAAUGAAAAAGAGAAAACAACCUCGCAAUUGCGAAUACGUAGGAGCGCGGGCAAAAUGAUGUAUCGUCGUUGAGCAAAGAAGGAAUUUCAAAAAAAUUGUUUAGCUAAACGCAAUCUCGUCUCGUUAAACACGUUCGUCGUCGUUAACCUUUGAAACAUUGCUGUUCGCGUCGCGCUUCGUCCAAUUCGACAAAAAUCCUCGGCCAUUCUUACGAAGAAGCGAUAUUCGCCCACCAGAUCGCGCUCUCUGCGUUCGUUUAAGCGAGGCGACGUUUGAAACGGUUAAAGAAAAGCGAACAACGACGGGGGAGAAGAAGAAGAAGGAUCUUGUGAUGCGUACACACCGUUGCGUAAAUGGGCGGUACACAGAACUUGUAACUUCGUAUUCAUGUAUCUAUUUAAUACCACACCGCGCAAGAAAGUCACUUAAUCGACAAUUAUCCACCACCACGUCUCGCGUCUCCUAAUUAAGCUCGGAUCUUCGUGAUUUUCACUUUUAUUAUAUACAUCGCCUCCUCGAGCGACCAUCCACUCGACAUUUCUAUGGUUCUAGCUAUUCGAUACGCGUGUGUAAGUAUACAUGGUAUGGUAUGGAAGCGUCAAGAAGGAUGUUAUUUAAUUAAUAUUAAGUAAGAUAUCGAUAAGAGAUGUACAUAAUGAAUUUUAAACGGUGAAUUGUAAAGAUCGCUGCACGAUACACUUAGUCGUGUUAUUUAAAUUACGUAUUUAUUUCGAUAUAGGUACGCCAACUCGAACGAGAAGAAGAAUCGUACAGAACACUUCUAGUCUCUUUCUCUAGUCUCGAUCGAUUUUAUAACGACACGUUAGUCUCGUUAUCGAGCUUACUGGAAGAAAAGCGUAUUUUUAAACUAUUGAUUACUUUUUUGUACAUGAUGUUGUACAACUUUGACAUAAUUUAUAUAUACAUACAUAUAUAUAUAUAUAUAUAUAUAUAACGUUUUGCUUUCGAUUUAUAUAAAAAUCGACUCGAGCAAGAAGGAAGAUUCGCCGCAUUUCGGGGAAGAGAAGAAAGUCAUUGGAUUUAAAAAACGAGAAACAGCGGCGAAAAAUCCCUGAAAAGACGCGAGAUGACGUAAACACACACACGUUUUUUAAAUGUAUUCGAUGUGUAAAUGUCGCAUGAUGUUCCUGACUACGACCAUUAAUAACUUUAUCGCACUCUUUCUCUUUCACACUCUCUCUCUCUCUCUCUCUCUCCAGUUUUCGACUUGUACACACCUCCCUUUUCUUUAGCAUCUAUAAAAAUGCUAAAAAAUCUACGAUCAUUUCACAGUAAAUGUGCAGCCUGUGUACGGCUCACGGGCAUAUUUCAACUAACCGCUAAUUAAUAUUACCCACUAUUUAAAAUAAUUAUCACUCUCGCUAAACUAUUCAUUAUAUACGACGUUUAUUCAUCCUAAAGUCGAGUUUCAUUUCCUAAACGAAAUCGUCGUCGACUUUAAUAAUACCGAUGUGUAUAAUUCACCGAGAUUAAUCAUAGAGAUAAGGGAUCCUCUUCGAUGUCUUAUUCUCCCCUCCCCCCGCCCGCCUUCGUUUCAUUAGUGAGGAGGAACAGGGUAGGCUAGCGCUGCACACUUUUUUUCGCUAUCUCGCCGUAUUUAGAAGAGGAAGAAGAAGAAGAAGAAGGAAAGCUUCGCGUCAACGUCACCCUCUUUUCUCCCUCUUACUCGAAGAGGAAGGUACUCGAAGAGGAAAUCGGCGGUAUCCGCCUUCCCCCCAACGCAACCAAAGACAACCCCACCUCAUCUCACGAGACAGUUCCAAUCGACUGUAAAUAAUAAUCUCUAGCGAAUGAUAAGUGGUGCGCCGAGUGAGUUGAUUUGUGCAGAUUCUAUUAUUUCCUACGACGAUUUACGGGAUUAUUUUUCAACGGAGAAUGAAAUAUACGUGUUAAAAAAAGAA